Messenger RNA from Molossus molossus (Pallas's mastiff bat), 5200 nucleotides. It is a transcript of the gene PHRF1, whose product is annotated as PHD and ring finger domains 1. The record is from RefSeq and is a predicted model, not a curated record. Lineage: Eukaryota; Metazoa; Chordata; Mammalia; Chiroptera; Molossidae. The transcript is spliced from 17 exons. The coding region runs from base 80 to 5104 and encodes 1674 amino acids.
CUCUCGCUCGGGGGGCGGCGAGCGCCCGGGAGCGGCCGGCGGGGCGCGAGAUACCCGGACUGAACUCCAAUGUCCAGCAAUGGAUGACGACAGCCUGGAUGAGCUUGUGGACCAAAGCCCGGGACCCGAUGUACACCCGCGACUCAGUGCUGCCAGCCUGGCCAGUGACACUGAGGAGAGCAGUGACGAUGACAGCGGGGGCUCCGCGGACGACGUGGGCAGCGAGCUCAGCGAUGGCACGGAAGGAGAAGACGAGGGGGACCUGGAGGAGGGGUCUGGAUCUGAGGAUUCUGAAGACGAGGAGGACAUGGAAGUAGUGGCGGCGGCAGACACUCAGGGGAAGCUGGAGUCCAGCGGCGCAUUUAAUUCUGAUGACGAUACCGAGAGCUGCCCAAUUUGUCUCAACGCUUUCAGGGACCAGGCUGUGGGGACGCCGGAGAACUGUGCCCAUUACUUCUGCCUGGACUGUAUCGUGGAAUGGUCCAAGAAUGCCAAUUCUUGUCCAGUCGAUCGGACCAUCUUUAAAUGCAUUUGUAUCCGAGCCCAGUUUGGUGGAAAAGUACUGAAGAAGAUCCCAGUGGAGAGCGCCAGAGCCAGAGAGGAGGAAGAGGAGGACCCGACCUUCUGUGAGGUGUGUGGCCGCAGUGACCGGGAGGACCGCCUGCUCCUCUGCGAUGGCUGUGACGCUGGGUACCACAUGGAGUGUUUGGAGCCCCCCCUGCAGGAGGUGCCGGUGGACGAGUGGUUCUGUCCAGAAUGUGCCGGCCCUGGAGUCGCUGCCCCUCCUGCAGAAGCAGACCCCGUGACCGAGGAGGAGGUCUCCCUGCUCUUGGUUGAUGUGGUGCCCACCGCCAGCCGGCUGCGGCCUCGUGCAGGGCGGAUCCGGGCCAUCGCCAGGACUCGGCAGAGCGAGCGCGUCCGAGCCACCGUGAACCGGAACCGCAUGUCCACUGCCCGGACCUUUGAGCAUGUCCCGAGGUACCUGGUGUCUUCUCUGCUCGACGAGACCAUCGAAGCUGUUGCCUCUGGUCUAAGCACUGCGGUGUAUCAGCGCCCCACGAGGCUGCGUGUCCCCGCCAAGCGGAGGAGGAGAGCAAGAAGACGGAAGAAAGUGCUGGGGAGGAAGAAAACGCAGGCCAGACCCACCGUGAGAAGCAGGAGCUCUGGGACAAGGUCCAAGAGACGCCAGGGCCGCGUGAAGAAGAGGAAAGGGAAGAAGCUAGAGAGUGAAGCCACAGCGCGUCGUCGCAUUGCGCGGACCCUGGGCCUCCGGAGACCGGCCCACGGGGCCUGCAUCCCGUCCGUGUACAAGCCUGCGGACCCCUCCCUGGGGCUGAUGCGAGCGGACAUCGGGGCCGCCUCUCUCUCUCUGUUUGGAGACCCCUAUGAGCUGGACCCUUUCGACAGCAGCGAAGAGCCAUCGGCCAGUCCCGCUUCCCCUCUGAGUGCCAAGAGGAGGGUGCUGUCCCGCUCGGCCCUGCAGUCUCACCAGCCUGUGGCCAGGCCCGUCUCCAUGGGGCUCUCCAGGAGGAGCAUUCCUGCCGCAGUGCCCGAGCCGGACAUGGACCAGGCCCCUGUCCCUGACCUGCUGGGCAGCAUCCUGUCGGGCCAGAGCCUCCUGAUGAUGGACAGCGCCGACAUCACCAUCCACCGAGACGGCUCCCUGAGCGCCAAGCGGGCAGCACCUGUUUCUUUUCAGCGAAACUCAGUUGGUCUGUCCCGAGGGGGAGAAGACCCUGGGCCCAGGGACAGCCUGCAGCCCACAGCACCAUGCUCGGGGCACCUGGGAAGCCUGGGGUCUCGCUGUCAAGGCAGGUCCACCCCUUCCUGUGUCCCUGCGCUCACAUUGGGGGCUGCAGUGAGACUGGACUCCUCAGUGACCCCUCCUUCAGGCCAGGCUCAGAACUUAGUGAACGUGAGCAGUCCUGGCUUAAAGCGACAUGACGACACCCGAGUCGGCAACAGAAAGCACUCUGCGCCUCUUGGAUUCACACCUAAGGUCUCAGAUGGCUCCAGCUUGCCAGCCAAGGGUGCCGUGCCCGGACAGACCCCAAAGCCAGCUCCCAGAAGGACGGACAUCUCCCAGCUCCCCAGGAUACCAAAGAUGAGAAGGGACGGCAGCGGGCGAGCGGACACAGCCCCCGUCCCUGCGGGUGGGCAGCGUGCCGACAUCCCCAGCUCCUGCAUCAGCCGGCUGACUGGCAGGGAGGGCCCCGGGCAGCCUGGCCUUGGUGCCCAGGCCGAGGGCGAGCCCCGCGGCAGGGCCCCACAGGAGCCCAGCGUGCACUCGGGAGGCGGUGCUCAGCCCCCGGCCCCGCUGGGACCCUCGAGGGGGAAGGGUGGCAGCUCGACCUUCGAGAGUUUCCGGAUCAAUAUUCCAGGGAACACAGCGCAUUCCAGCAGGCUCUCCAGCCCUGGCUUCUGCCACACCUUCCGGCCUGUGGACAAUAAGGUGCAGAGGAAAGAGAACCCCUCACCCCUCUUCUCCCUCAGGAAGACUAAGCAGCUCAAGAGUGAGAUCUACGACCCGUCUGACCCCACGGGCUCUGACUCUGGUUCUGCAGGUAGCAGCCCCGAGCACCUGGGCGCUGGUCUCCUGCCCUCAGAGAUCACCCGCACCAUCUCCAUUGAUAGCCCCAAGGCCCUGCCCUUGCAGACCGUGCGCUGCGUCACCUCCUACACAGUGGAAACUGUCUUUGGGACGGAGCCUGAGCCCUCUCGGGGGCCUUCCUCCAGCAUGCCGAAGCUGCGGGACGAGGGGCCUGCAGACGGGCUGGGUGAGGAGGAGCCUGCAGGAGGCCCCGACUCAGAGCCCCGGGCGCGAAGGCUGUCCCCUCUGGAGCCCUGGGACGACGAGGACCAGCCGCCCCAUAGCACCUUCUUUGGCUCUGAGGAGCGUCUGGUGACCUGUGUGACUGUGGUGGAGCCGGACGCCCCCCUGACGACCACCCACAGAAUCGUGGAGCUGCGGUCCCCAUCCCGCUCCCGCUCCACAUCCAGCUCCCGCGGCAGAGAUCCGGACAGGAGGAAGCAGGCCGCCACCCAGGAGCGUCGGAGGGCUCGCUCACGCCCCCGCUCGGGCUCCCGCUCUGGGGACAGGAGCUCCAGGUCGAUGUCACCACGGGUGGGUGAGGACCACACCAGGAGGCACGGGGCCAAGGUCAGGGUCCGGAGGUCUUCCAGCGACGGCUCCAGCAGCCACGAGCGAGCCAAGAGGAAGAAGGCCAAGGACAAGAGCAGGGAGAGGAAGAGAGACUCCCGGGGGCGAUGCCGGCGGAGGUCCCGGUCCCGGUCCCGGUCCCGGUCGCACUCUGGCAGCCCUGGCAGCUCCCCGCAGGAGCAUCGCGAGAGCAGGAGGAAGAAGAGGCGCUCGGGGUCCAGGUCUCAGGGCAGGGGCUGCUCUCCCCCCAGCAGCCUGGAGAGGGCCUGGAGGCCACGCCGUCCCAGGGAGAGGAGCCGCGAGCGGCCCCGAGACAGGCGAGGCUCCCACGAGAGGAGGAAGCACAGGUCCAGGUCCCCCAGCGCCGAGCACAGGUCCCGGGAGCAUCGGCGGCCUCGUUCCCGUGAGAAGCGGCCUCGGCCUCGCUCCCGCUCCCGCUCCCGCUCCCCGGAGAGGAAGUUGCCUGUGAAGGAGGGUUCCCCAGCGCCCCUUCCCCAGGAGCACCCAGCCAGGCCACCAGCCUCAGCAGGAGCUGAGUCCGACAAGGCCCCUCCGAAGGCUCCCCUUGUGCCAGAGGUGCCGGGCGAAUGUCCCCCCGAGGACCUGGACUAUGGCGACUCUGUCGAGGCGGGGCAUGUCUUUGAGGAUUUCUCAAGUGAAGGCAUCUUCAUGCAGCUCGAUGACAUGAGCUCCCCACCCUCCCCGGAGAGCACGGACUCGUCCCCAGAGCGGGGUUUUCCACUCAGCCCAGCGGCGCCCUCCGCCAGCCAGCAUCCAGACACCAGCCUGGCUAUGGCUGUCAUCAGAAGGGAGGUGUCGCUGAUCCAUAGUGAAGAUGCUGUGCAGCCCUCGCCCUGGGCAGAGGGUCCCCAAGAGAAAGUCUCCUUCCAGCAGGACCAGGCCAAGGCUGUGGUGCCUGGCUCCCUGGGAGGCCCGGCCGUGGGCGGGGCACUGGUGGGGAAGGAGGAAGGCCCCUGUGAGACCCCUGUACUUCGGGCUAAAGCCCCAGUGAAGAGAGUCACCUGGAACCUGCAGGAGGCAGCAGGCCGCGCUCUGGCUGAGGACAGGGACCUGCGAACACCACUUCACAGACCCCAGCAGCUCCGGGAAGGGGCAUGGGAGCCUGAAGACCGGGGCCCCGUGCUGGACUCCCAGCAGGCACCCUUCCCCGAGCCCCCUCCUGGUUACAUGCUUGCGGAGCCUGGCUUCCCCAACUCGGACCCCGCUCAGGUGGGUGCCUGGGCUGGAGGGAGGAAGGUGGCCAUGCACGUGGGCCCAGCAGGCAGCCCGGCGGGGGCGGACGGCCUCACGGCAGCACCUCUCCUGGCCAGUGCACUCAGCGCACCAGCCGAGGGGCCGAGGGCACCGCCGGCAUCGGAGCUGCACUCAGCGGGCUGUGCCCUUGCCCAGGUCUAUAGCCCCCACCUGCCUCCCGCCCUGCCUGUGCCCCCGAGCGCCCCGCCCUAUGCACCAGUCAGCCAGCCCGCGGUCCAGUUCAUCCUGCAGGGGAGCCUUCCCCUAGUGGGCUGUGGGGUGGCACCAAGCCUGGCCCCAGUGCCCACCGUCCUGACCACAGCCUCAGAGCCGGCUGGCCACGCUGCCGCCACCACCAACUCCGAGGAGAGGUCGGCCGCCCCCCGGCCAGCCCCAGAGAAGGCCAAGAAUGAGGAGUACAUGAAGAAGCUGCACGUGCAGGAGCGGGCGGUAGAGGAGGUGAAGCUGGCCAUCAAGCCCUUCUACCAGAAGCGGGAGGUGACCAAGGACGAGUACAAGGACAUUCUCCGGAAGGCGGUGCAGAAGAUCUGCCACAGCAAGAGCGGGGAGAUCAACCCUGUGAAGGUGGGCAACCUGGUGAAGGCGUACGUGGACAAGUACCGGCACAUGCGCAGGCACCGGAGGCCGGGAGCAGGCGAGGAGCCGGCCACCCAGGGCACCGAGGGCUGAGGCUGCUGCCCUGGUCCCCAGCAGUGCUCUCGGGAAUGGCAGAAGCAGAAAGUUCUGGGGACCCCCCCAGCACCGUUUUCCGGGUUCCUGUGAUCA